Molecule: messenger RNA, 2045 nt
Organism: Ornithodoros turicata
Lineage: Eukaryota; Metazoa; Arthropoda; Arachnida; Ixodida; Argasidae
Exons: 8
Coding region: 572-2023 (483 amino acids)
Biological process (GO): negative regulation of DNA-templated transcription
Molecular function (GO): DNA binding
Source: RefSeq, a predicted model, not a curated record
GCAGCGAGAUUAAUUUAUAAUGUAGCGUCGCAGCGGCGGGUACAGACCGGUACAGCGGGUACGGUACUAGCGUACAGCCGGUAACAGUGGGUACAGUAUUAGAAGCGCUAAAAGGAUAAGGAAAACAGACACUUACUUGUAUUCGCGAGGCUUCGACCGCUGCCGACACUUCUUUCUGUCGUUGACUCCAUACGGUUUGCCGAGGUACCUUCGCUGAAGACGUCCCUGGCUCUAAGUAGGCGAGGUAUCGCCUUUUCGAAGGCAUGACGUACUUGUAUCUCACAGUGAAACAGAAUGUCCCGUCGUGAAGAUAAAUAUUACGAUUGACGCGGUCUCUGCGCCUUUGUUUUCGGUUUGUUGACACGCAGGACCGUCCCUUCUCUGUAUAGCCCCGACAAAAUGAUAGAUUCUCGGCUGUCGUGCCCGCAAAAGAAAGCAAGAAAGCUGAACAGAACAGACACCCAAAAGCACCCCAUGAAAUGUAUUAAGCUACUGAAAAGAGAUACCACAUAUUGUUGCGUAAAAAGUUUUAACCCGCACGCGUGCCAUGUUAUGAAACAGCGUACCAAAUAUGUUUUUUUUUAACUGGAGUGCAGCGCCACUUGAGCGCAGUGGCCUGCUCGAUGUCACGCCUGUGUGCCCAGAUUGCACAUGUGCUUCUACCUCGUGGUUUCCGUACAUUAGACGCUCCGUGAUGCCGUAUUUUGUUUACGUAAAGUUUUUGUACGACGAGGUUAAAAAGGUUACCACAUCGAAGAACGUCAAAGCGUUCAACCCGAGCCACGUUGAUGACUUCGAACCAGGAUGUACGUAUAGUGUGUACUGGGACGGAGACGACAAAACACGAGGAGGGUACUAUGACGCUGAACUAUUACACAUGACAGAGAGUAAGGACGACAUGGAUGAUUUCAUUGCUGACCAACGUCACCGGCUUGCAUCCAAAAAGAAAGCACAGCAGCAACACGUGUUCAAAAAAGUGAAAAAGGCCCGUGCAGCAGCAAAAAGUGCCGUCAUGGAAAAUCUCCUAAAUGAUCUCUCAGGGGGCAAGGACAAGCAACUUCGAGAGGAGGUAACGGAGCUAAAAAUUGAAAAUGCCAGACUUCGGAAGCUAAACAUGCGGCUACAAGAGGAGCUGCUUCAUUACAUCUCCAAACGACGUGAUUCCUAUGAUGGGAAGACACAGAACAGCGGUAGCAAGAGAACAGCAGCAUUUGAACCACAUGUUGACAAGAAACAACGUAAGCAGCCACCAGAUGGAGAAGCACCAGAUAGCUGCGGCAAAAGGACAGCAGCAUCUGAACCACACUUCGACAAGAAGCAACAUGAGCAGCCACCACGUACGUGUGCUCCUGUUGAACUGACAGAGGACCAGUGGGACCAGGACUAUUCUGCAUCAGUGGGUAACCUCCAAGGAUUGUCACCUGGCCCUCUCGAGAAACCUGCCCUUCCUGAGUGUGCAACUCUACCUCCACUGCGCAUUGACGGACAGGAGACAGUAGCAGCUGGCACCGCUGCCCUCCUCAAUGACGAUGGAUGCAGCAGCACUGAACCUGCGUCUGCACUGUGCCAGGAAGGUGGCACAUAUGCUACAUUCUCCUACACGGAGGAUUGUAAGAUGCACCUUACAAAUGGAGUAUUCAUUAGCAAAGUUGCCUAUGAGACCCUAAUGGGAAUCACCAGAGACUCCCACUUUGUGAAACGAGCCGCCUCCGCUAUAUGGUCGGUGGAGGUUUUGGCUCAGAGGAGCUUCACGGGGACCCUAUCGAAUAGGUUCCUGGCUGAAGGAGGAGAGAAGGCCCCUCAGAAACCACUGACUCCUCAUAAAGUGGAAACGCUAAGAGCCUUCUUCAAUCAUUAUGCAUCAAGAAGGGGCUACACGGAGGAAGAGACCGCUACAGCAAGCAAGAAGAUCAGGCUUUGGCUUUCGCAGAAGACAUCCGAGCUGAGACGCAGCAGCGCCAAACCGGCCGUGGUGCGGUCACUAUCACCCACUCUGACUGACACCACUGGAGGUCCCAAAUAAAGAGCCAAGUUUAAACAUCUAA